Molecule: messenger RNA, 249 nt
Organism: Eurypyga helias (sunbittern)
Lineage: Eukaryota; Metazoa; Chordata; Aves; Eurypygiformes; Eurypygidae
Product: cytochrome b-c1 complex subunit 8
Exons: 2
Coding region: 1-249 (82 amino acids)
Biological process (GO): mitochondrial electron transport, ubiquinol to cytochrome c
Source: RefSeq, a predicted model, not a curated record
AUGGGCCUUCACUUCGGUAACCUGGCGCGAGUUCGCCAUGUCAUCACCUACAGCCUUUCUCCCUUCGAGCAGCGAGCUUUCCCCAACGUCUUCUCGCACGGGCUGCCCAACAUCUGGCGGCGUUUCAGCUCCAGCGUCUUCAAAGUGGCGCCCCCCUUCCUGGGAGCUUAUCUCAUUUAUUCCUGGGGGACGGAAGAGUUUGAGAGGCAGAAGAGGAAAAACCCCGCUGACUAUGAAAACGACAAAUAA